AUGGGUGUGGCUGCAGUCCUGUUAGCAUCCCAAGAGAUAACAACUACAAAAGAUAAGAUGAAGGGCCUCCCUCGCCUUCUCUACCCAUAUUUCCAGCUGAGAGCGGAAGGACUCCACCGUUUGGUUGGCAAUCGGUCUACAUUGACCCGGCUCCAGACUCUGCAAUCCUCUGUGCUUUGGUACCGUGUGCAGCUCAAAGCUGAAAUCCUAUUGGAUACAUACUCGGGCCUGUUAAGUGAACAAGCCAUGAUUUUGGCCAUGAACUCCAGUUUUGUCGAUCCUCUGAUGCAGUUUGAAUCACAGUUGAGGAUAAUACAGCUAUCUUUCAAAAAGGUAUUUUCCAUGCCAAGUCUUAGCAUAGUGAAAGCAAUGGGGCGGACCUCUGAGGACACUGAGGACCUGGAGAAUUUGUACCAAAAUAUUUUCAACAUAUUUGAAGACACUCUUCUUAUUUUAGUGUCUAAAGACUUCUACAAGAUACAAAUCUUAAAGGAAAUGGCCACUUGGAUGAAUGAGGACACUCUGUACCAGCAAGGACGAGCAAUGAUGGUUAUCACCAGGGUGUUAAUCUUUGCCUCCAAGAGAGUCAAGAAAUACCCGAGUAUCGAUGCUCCGUGUUUAGGUAUCCUGGCUGCAGAGCUCUCCCUCUUCUGUUCCCAUGAAGACCCCGAAAUCAUAAAACAAGCAAUAACAGGGAUGAAUUAUGUCCUCUACAUCGCCUUGUGUCAGAAUCCCGAUGCCACAACAUUCCGAUCUUUUAAGAUCAAUGAGGAAGAAAGCAACUCCAAGAUUAUAACGUCUGAUGUGGAAUUGCUAGCCAAGAUCACACAAGGAGAAAAAACCAAAAUUGUGCAGAGCGUGGGGCAAAUAUUACUGCCCCAAUUGCUGACUGACUUUGUGUGGACUCUCCUGAAAAAACUCUCCUCUCCUUACAAUAACACGGCAAAGGAUGCUGCCUCCUUACUGAAGCUGGCUUUGGAGUUUCACGCUCAGAAGAUCACCAGGGUGUCUAAAAUUGUGGAUGACAUUUAUGAGCAGCUCUCUGAGAAUUCUUCCUACACGAUGCAGAAUGCCAUGCUACCCAUUAUCAGCCUGUUGACACGUGCUUCCCCUAAGAAGGUCAUCUUUCAGCUCAUGGAGUUCCCAGUCCCUGCAGACAAAGUUCUGCUGCUGAUGUGGCAAGCAGCGAGUGUGGAGUCGAGUGUGGCAUCUGAAGUGCUGAAGACAAUCUUGUUAAUACUGAAAGGAAAGCCUGGGGAGAUGGAGGAAACCAUGGUGGAAAGACGGCGCUUCUCCCUAGAUGCCACCAACAUGAUGCCUGUGGCGGCAUCUCAGGCCCUGUGCACAUUUCUACCCGUGACUUCUUAUAGGAAAGUGGUGGUCAAGUUUUUCCCAGAGUUCCUGAUGGCCCUCUUGCUUCAACUCUUCUACUGUAGUCAGCAUUUAAAAGACACAGCACAGGACAGACCUCUCUAUGUAAGAGACGCCCUGAAGGCUCUGUUGAAUUGCUCUGGCCUAGAGGAAGUGGAUAAAGCUCUGGAGAGGAAGAAUUUCUGGGACCAGUUUUCUCAAGUCAUGGACCACCAGUAUGGGAUCCACCUCAUUGCCAAAACUCUCAGUGAAUGUAACUUUCCACAGUUUCCAGAGACCCUACAUUAUGUCUACAAGGUCGCAAUAGAAGGUCCUAGAAGGUCAGAAGACAGUAUCGUCACCAUAAUAUUCUUUGCUGAACUUCUGAACAACUUCUUCAAAGAAUCAUUACCAGAAGAAUUUUUGGUGCUCUUCAGAAACUGGAUUAAUGAUUCCAAUCCUUCGGUUGGCAAAAUGAGCCUCCAGAAGAUUGCCAGCAUGGCGCCAGUUUUCAGUCAAAUAGAGAGUGUCUGCAACCUCUUACUUCCAGUCCUAGAUGCUUUCCUAUCCAAAGAGCACACUGUCAUUAUCCGGGCUAUGCUUACCCUUCGAAAUAUUUUGGGCAAACUGGACAAGGUGAUCUACUCCAAAGUGUGUAUCAGGAUUGCUUCCAGCUACUGUCCUUUGAUGGAUCAUGUUAAUGGUGGCAUUCAGUGCAUGGCCAUUCGUCACUUUGGUGAACUGCUUAUGGAUAUGAAUCGAUACAACUGGAUGCUGCAUCAUAUAGUCCUAGGAAGCCUCGUGCCCUUGAUCCUGUUUUUGGAGUCAACGGAAACAAGAAUUGUGAAUGCUUGUAGAUAUACACUGACUAUCUGUACUACACAGCUGAAGUGGUCAACAGCACAUCUUCUCAAAGAGGAAACUUACAAUUUUGAGUCAGUGGUUCUUGAUGUCUGCAACAACCUUCUUUCUUCUUAUGAAGGUUACAUUACAGACUUAAUAUCUGAUACCUUAGGGUUCCUGGGGAGCUCUCGAGCCUUUCUGAGGAAAGGAGCCAUUAUAUUAGUAGGAUAUUUGGGGAAAUCAGGAGAACAUUUGCUACUCAGAGAUGAAAUUGACAUUAUGAUUGAGGUACUAGAGACAGAAGAGAGAAUCUCACGUAUAGUCAGUGUGAAUAGAUUUGGCCAUAUUGGGCACCUAGUUACCAGGACUGACUUCUGCUCUGCAUCUGGCAAAAUGGAGAUUGUUGCCAUCAACGAUCCCUUCAUUGACCUCAACUUCAUGUUCCAGUAUGACUCUACCCAUAGCAAAUUUAAUGCCACAGUCCAGGCUGAGAAGGAGAAGCUUGUCAUCAACAGGAAGCCCAUUAGCAUCUUCCAGGAGCGAGAUCCUGCUAAUAUCAAAUGGGGUGAUGCUGGUGCUGAGUAUGUUGUAGAGUCUACUGGCAUCUCCACCAUGGAGAAAGCUGGGGCUCACUUGAAGGGUGGGGCCAAAAACAUCAUCAUCUCUACCCCUUGGGCUGAUGACCCAAUGUUUGUGAUGGGCAUGAACCAUGAGAAAUAUGACAACUCACUCAAGAUCAGGAAUUCAUCCUGCACCACCAACUGCUGCCCACUGGUCAAGGUCAUCCAUGACAACUUUGGCAUCAUGGAAGGGCUCAUGAACACAGUCCAUGCCAUCACUGCCACUCAGAAGACUGUGGAUGGCUCCUCUGGAAAGCUGUGGCGUGAUGGCUAUGGGGCUGCCCAAAACAUUUACUCUGCAUCCACUGGUGCUGCCAAGGCUGUGGGCAAGGUCAUUCCAGAGCUAAAUGGGAAGCUCACUGGCAUGACUUUCCGUGUUCCUACCCCUAAUGUAUCCUUUGUUGAUCUGACAUGCCACCUGGAGAAACCUGCCAAGUAUGAUAACAUCAAGAAGGUGGUGAAGCAGGCACCUUAAAGCCCACUAAAGAACAUCCUAGGCUACACUGUGGACCAGGUUACCUCCUGCAGCUUCAAAAGCAACUCCCACUCUUCCACUUUUGAUGAUGUGGCUGGCAUUGCUCUCAAUGACAACUUUGCAAAACUCAGUUCCUGGUAUGACAAUAAAUACAGCUAUAGCAAUUGGGUAGUGGACCUCAUAGCCUACAUAGCCUCCAAGGAGUAA
Rattus rattus (black rat) is the source of this 3495-nucleotide messenger RNA. It is a transcript of the gene Mroh9, whose product is annotated as maestro heat like repeat family member 9. NCBI's taxonomy places the organism in Eukaryota, Metazoa, Chordata, Mammalia, Rodentia, Muridae. Gene Ontology annotation, molecular function: NAD binding; oxidoreductase activity, acting on the aldehyde or oxo group of donors, NAD or NADP as acceptor. The record is from RefSeq and is a predicted model, not a curated record.